Molecule: messenger RNA, 957 nt
Organism: Physeter macrocephalus (sperm whale)
Lineage: Eukaryota; Metazoa; Chordata; Mammalia; Artiodactyla; Physeteridae
Exons: 2
Coding region: 1-957 (318 amino acids)
Source: RefSeq, a predicted model, not a curated record
AUGGCCAGCGGUUCUGCGGAGAAGACAGGCAGAGCCGGCCUUGAUGGGGAGCACAGCAGGAUGAGGGGCGUGGGGGAGACUCAGUCUCCUGUGGGAUUACUUGGGACACCGAGUCGCAGCUUCACCGCAAAGGAACCUUCCGUGUCACACAAGGUAGCGUCAGCACCUGGGCAAGGGCUGGACAAUGUCUGCUCCCCUCACCAAAUGUGGAGACCGGAAGACCGUGCCCUGCUUGGAGACAUGCACCCGGCUACACACAGGCUGACCCCUGCCCCCAGCCUCUGUGUCCAGCAUGGGUUGGUCCCUUCCUGGGCCAAACCUGGAGCUCAGUGUUGGAACGCCAUCUCCAUCCUAGUCCGAGCACUGGCCUUGUCCUUAGUCCAACGUAGGACCAGUGCCCAGGAAGGAGCAGUGCUCUCUCUCCACCCCAGGCCCCGGCCGGCACAACCUCUGCCUCAGGGGCUGGCUCAGAGCAGCGCGCACUCAGCAUGGGGCUGGGGUACCGCCGGCCUGCAGCCGGGACUCCUCUCUGCUGGCACGCUUUGGAGACAGCUGGACCAACUGCUGGCUGUCACAGGAGGGGGGCUACUCUGGGGGCUCCAAGUACAGCAGCUAGACAGAGAGCCACGCCCCCAGCCCAGGCAGGGUGGGCAGGCAAAGGGAGGGGAAGGGACCAUGGGUGGGGUAUUCAGAGCCCUGAGCCGCCCUGUGGUUAAGGCCCCUGCAAUUAGCCUGCCCUGUCAUUGGCCCGGCCACAGCAAGGCCCAGGGGCCUCACACCCAACCACACAGGGUGUGCGUGUGUCCCUGGCAGCCCCCACUCUGCCAGGCUCUGCUGCGGCUGGCGGGGGGUUACGUGAGGGAGGUAAACUGCCUUGAGGAUGUGUACUCGCCCCCCACGUCUCCCUCUCUGUACAAUCGUGCAUGUGCGGAGUGUGCUCCUGUGCACGAGGUGUGA